AUGGAAGAAUCACCCGACCCGCCCUUCGAGGAGACGUACAAGAACCUAUUCGAAAACAUGACCGACACCCCGGAAAAGAAUUUUCCCGAGCUUUCUCCCGUCGAGGAAUGCGAUCUUCCCCUAAUCGAUCUCGACCGCCUAAACUUAGGCGGCCGUGAGGCCCGAGCAUGCAAGAAGCAGAUCGCCAAGGCGUCACGCGAGUGGGGUUUUUUCCAAGUGGUGAAUCACGGGAUUUCGCGCGAGAUACUCGAUAAGAUGAGGGACGAGCAAAUGAAGUUGUUCAAAAGAUCGUUUCGCGAGAAGAAAACGGGUUGCAAGGAUUUGAACUUCUCGGCCGGGAGCUACAGGUGGGGAACCCCAUUCGCCACGUGCCUCAAGCAGCUCUCGUGGUCGGAAGCUUUCCACAUCUCGUUGGGAGACGUGUUGGGCUCGGCCGGUCGGGAUAACCUCAGUUGUAUCAUGGAGCAAGUCGCUAUAACCGUAUCGAAAUUGUCGCAACAACUGGUAGACAUAUUAGCCGAUGAAUUGGGUAAAAGCUCCGCAUUUUUCAAAGAAAAAUGUGUGCCCGACACUUGUUACCUUCGAUUAAACCGAUAUCCGGCUUGUCACAUAUAUCCGAAAAUGUUCGGAAUAAUGCCACACACAGACAGUGACUUCAUCACUGUACUGCAUCAAGACCACGUUGGAGGUCUGCAGCUAGUCAAAGACGGAAAAUGGUUUGCCGUUAAACCUAAUCAAGAUGCCUUAAUCAUCAAUAUUGGAGAUUUGUUUCAGGCAUGGAGCAACAAUGUGUACAAAAGUGUCGAGCAUCGUGUUGUGGCAAACCCGUUACACGAGAGAUUCUCCACAGCGUACUUCUUUUGCCCAUCUUACGACACUCUUAUACAGAGCGAAAUCGAGCCUCGCGUCUAUAGAAGCUUUAGCUUCGGCGAGUACAGAAAGCAGGUCCAAGAAGAUGUUAAGGUAUUCGGACACAAAAUCGGGCUGCCUAGGUUUCUAGUACAAAUUAAGUAA
Molecule: messenger RNA, 1014 nt
Organism: Striga hermonthica
Lineage: Eukaryota; Viridiplantae; Streptophyta; Magnoliopsida; Lamiales; Orobanchaceae
Source: the annotation of a GenBank genome assembly